CGUCAGACAACUCCACUCCUUUCUCAAUCGCGAUAAGGGUGAUAAGUACCUCCUAACCUACCUACGUAAACCCCCUUCGAGCUCUCUACCUCAUACAUAAAUCCAAUGAUCUCUCUAUUCUCUCACCCUACAUCCUCAUCGUAAAAAGCUUUACCAGGCGCUUCUCUAAUCAUGGCGCCACAUCCUACAUCUCUACGCUCUAUAUGGGCUCACGCAAAUAACCUCGUCUCCCAAUUUCCGCUUAACCUCCCCAACCUUCCAAACCCGCUCGCGAUCCUUGGCCCGUUCGCUCCUAUCGAUAUCGACAACUCCGUCACACCCUACGAUCCUCUUACCGGCACGCCAUCUUGUCCUAUCAACGGACCUGUAAGCUGCCAUAACACAACGGCCACCGAUUCUUGCUGCUUCAUUCAUCCCGGCGGACGUUUGCUACUGACGCAGUUCUGGGACGAGAAGGCCCACGUCGGCGGAAGCGAGGAAGACUGGACCCUACAUGGAUUAUGGCCGGAUCUUUGCGAUGGAUCAUAUGACCAGUUCUGUGGAAUGGCACCCCAGUUCAACAAUAUCAGUAAAGUGCUAGAGCACUAUGACCAGGCGGACUUGGUUGCGGAUAUGAAUCGAUACUGGAUUGCGAACUACGGCACGAAUGAUCACCUAUGGGCUCACGAAUACAACAAGCACGCUACAUGCAUCAACACCCUCGCCCCGAGCUGUUAUGGCGAAGACUAUACGCCGGGCCUUGAGGUCGUCGAUUACUUCGCGCGCGCCUUCAGCUUAUUCAAGAUGCUAGACACUUACCGGGCCUUGGCGGACAUUGGCAUAGAGCCCAAUUACAAGAAGACUUACUCCCUAGCCAAGAUACAGUCCACGCUCGAGAAAUUCAGCGGCGGUCGAGUUAUCCUCAAGUGCACGGGUAGACACCACAACGUCCUCCACGAGGCGUGGUACGUGUACUUCGUGAAGGGCAGCUUGCAGAGCGGCGACUUCGUGCCGGCGAAGGACAGUUUCAAGGGCAGCGAGGGUAACUGCGCGUCCCAAGUGAGGUAUCUGCCUAAGCGCCAUAAGUAAAGUGUAAACCAUACUGCAUCCUCAAUUGCUUGAGUAAGCGCAUGGCAUUGUCUGGUCUGGCGUUGGGGGUUUGGGUACGCGAAUAUGUCGGAAUAAUUUGGCCAGACGUAUAGAAGCUCUUCUAACAUGUUUAGUCUGUUUUCAUAUUCAGGUACGUAAUACGUACCAGAUAGCGAGCAUCUACAAUAUAAUUUGAUUAUUUUAGA
Daldinia vernicosa is the source of this 1274-nucleotide messenger RNA. Its product is annotated as ribonuclease T2. Lineage: Eukaryota; Fungi; Ascomycota; Sordariomycetes; Xylariales; Hypoxylaceae. Gene Ontology annotation, biological process: RNA catabolic process. Gene Ontology annotation, molecular function: ribonuclease T2 activity; RNA binding. Bases 172 to 1068 code for a protein of 298 amino acids. The transcript is spliced from 3 exons. Gene Ontology annotation, cellular component: extracellular region. The record is from RefSeq and is a predicted model, not a curated record.